GGACAGAUAAAAAUAAUAUUGUAGGCUUUCAAUAAAGUUAUUCAAACCCGGAAGUAGACGAAUGUGGUCACGCAUGCGCAGGAACAUUUGUGUUUACGUUGUAGCGGCGUGUCUUUCGUGGAAUUGUUUGGCGAAAAGAGGUCCAAACAGAGGUGUUGUUGUGGUCCAGUUAACCGUGUGAUUGGGCCCGUCAACACGCAAAGAUGGAUUUCCAACAUCGAGCAGGGGGCAAGACGGGGAGCGGUGGAGUCGCGUCUUCCUCGGAAAGCAACCGCGACCGGCGUGAGCGGCUACGGCAGCUGGCGCUCGAGACCAUAGACAUCAACAAGGACCCCUACUUCAUGAAAAAUCACCUUGGCUCGUACGAGUGCAAAUUGUGUUUGACACUUCACAACAAUGAGGGAAGUUAUCUAGCCCAUACACAGGGAAAGAAGCAUCAGACCAACUUAGCGAGGAGAGCAGCCAAGGAAGCUAAAGAAGCGCCUGCGCAGCCGGCGCCCGAAAAGGUCAAGGUCGAGGUCCGGAAGUUUGUUAAGAUCGGUCGCCCUGGAUACAAAGUGACCAAACAGAGAGACCCAGAGACUGGCCAGCAGUCUUUGCUGUUCCAGAUUGACUACCCUGAGAUCGCGGAGGGCAUCGGCCCCAGGCAUCGCUUCAUGUCUGCUUACGAGCAGCGCAUUGAGCCCCCGGACCGUCGCUGGCAGUACCUGCUGCUGGCCGCAGAGCCCUACGAGACCAUCGCAUUUAAGGUGCCCAGCAGAGAGAUCGACAAAGCAGAGUCUCGCUUCUGGACUCACUGGAACAGGGAAACCAAACAGUUCUUCCUCCAGUUCCACUUCAAGAUGGAGAAAUCCCUCCCCCCAUCCAGUGGCCCUGUGCCCCCCAUGGGGGUGAAGCGCCCCCCUCCCCUCAUGAGCGGCAUGGGCUCCCGCCCCCCCAAUGAGCCCAUGCCCCCCCCUCCCCCAGGAGGGAUGCACAUGCCCCCCCUGCCCCCGGGCACCCCUGGGGGCCCCCAGAUGCACCACCAGAUGCCCAUGCCCCCCAUGAUGAGGCCCCCCCUCCCCUCUGAUGGACACGGGAUGCCUCAUAACAACUGAUCCAUCGACUGCUCCACCCUUGCCCCCCCGCACCCGCCCCCCACCCUGGCCCCUGGCCCCCCACCCUGGCCCCCCUCCCUCGGUGGAGGACUGUGAUUGUCCCCUCCGUUUGUGUGCUGCUGCAGAGGGUUGGCUGGCUGCCUGGUUGGCUUGCUGGUUGCCCGGCUGGCUGCCUGGCUGGUUGCCCGGCUGGCUGCCUGGCUGGUUGCCCGGCUGGCUGCCUGCCUCCCUGCCUGCCUGGCUGGGUGGCUGGCUGGCUGGCUGUCCACUGCAGUGUCUCCAAACUCUGGAUGCUCCUGGGCAUUUUUCUACAGUUGUUCAUCUGGGUCAAUUUUCAGUUUUUUUUAUAUUGGUGAAAAGGCAGUUUUACGUUGUUGUUGUACUAAGAAGACAUACUUUUCAACUGUAAUAUUACCAGAAGCUCAUCUUUUAAGAUUCCUUUGUUUUGUAAUUAAAUAUUGAUUGGAAAAAAAUAUUUGGAGAAAUGUCCUGUCUUCUGUGGUUUGUUGAAAUACAAACGGCUCUUAAUGGCUUCACACUCACUUUCAGCUUUAUUCAUGUCUGGUGGUUAGUGUAGCAGAAUCAGUGCAGAUGUUUCAAGUAUUAAUUCAUCAAAUAACUUCACAUAUAUCCUGAGACCCUCUUCGAAAUAAUCAAUACCACGAUGAAUAGCAUAGCUGUUGUCUCCACAGUGUAA
Messenger RNA from Osmerus eperlanus (European smelt), 1794 nucleotides. It is a transcript of the gene sf3a2, whose product is annotated as splicing factor 3a, subunit 2. The record is from RefSeq and is a predicted model, not a curated record. The transcript has 8 exons. Gene Ontology annotation, cellular component: U2 snRNP; nucleus; U2-type prespliceosome. Gene Ontology annotation, molecular function: zinc ion binding; nucleic acid binding. Gene Ontology annotation, biological process: spliceosomal complex assembly. Bases 204 to 1097 code for a protein of 297 amino acids. Lineage: Eukaryota; Metazoa; Chordata; Actinopteri; Osmeriformes; Osmeridae.